This is a messenger RNA of Nematocida parisii ERTm1, 3214 nucleotides long. RefSeq lists its product as uncharacterized. NCBI's taxonomy places the organism in Eukaryota, Fungi, Microsporidia. Bases 1 to 3021 code for a protein of 1006 amino acids. The record is from RefSeq and is a predicted model, not a curated record. The transcript has a single exon.
AUGAAAUCAAAAAUGCCAGAAAUAUCUAGAAAUUUAAACAGACAGGAAAACACUCGGCAUGCAGUAGAGAAACACUGCAAAGUGGGGCUUGAGUGCAUUAGAAAGACGAGGUGUGUUAUGGUCCUGCUCUUUCUAUCGCUAGCAUGUGCUACAAAUGAUUUAUGUGCAUUUAAAAAUAUGCUAAAUAGAAAAGAACUAGAAAUCAAUCCACAUGGGCCAUUAUCAAAGGAAAGAGGAAUUCUGCACCAAGAAUGCAAUCACAUUGAAUUAAAGCAGCAGCUAGAUCCAAAUAGUAAUUGGCACUAUAAACUAGAAAUUAAAAAGUUGGAGAAGCCAACUUCUAGUUCAAACUAUACUAUUGGCCGGAAAAUCAGUCAGAAGAAAUACACUAUUUCACAGGCCAUUAAUAGCAAGCUACUAUCAGACUCAGACUACAAAAAAGAAUACCACGCAGUACUUCAGCACCUGUUUUCUGACAAUCGGUGUAUAGGCAUACUGAACACGAAUGUCCAUCAUUUUUAUUCUAUUCUUUCUAAGGAAGAAACUUCGAAUAAUCCCAAGAGCUAUAUGCUUUUGGCUUCUCUAUUUCUUCUGUCGGAGGGGUUGAAAUUGCCUCUAAGUAUUAAUGUGAAGGGGAAAACAAAUACUGUGGCUGUUUUAGAGCCAAUGAACGGUCUCAACAAUUCCGCUAUGUUCUGCAUCGAUCUGUUUCUACCCAGUAAUGGUGAAGAGAAAAAGCCUGCUGAUGAUAAAAAGAAAAAGACACAAGAUGAUGAUAAAAAGAAGAAAAAGCCAGCCAAUGAUAAGGGACAAAAUUCGGCUGGCGAUGAAAAGAAGGCCUCACUAGAAAUGACAAAAAAAAGUGUGCAUAACAUAAAAGCAUGUGCUGAAGAAGGUUUAAUAGAAGGCUGUGCUGAAUGCAUUAUUACUUUUUUUAUAAAAUACUGCGAGAAAUGCAAUUCAGAGCGCGAAGGAUUCGCAGAACCAAACACAUACCAAGAUUAUAUGACUGGAAAGUUCAUGAAUGCGCCAGGCUUUCUCAUACAAAACUUUGUGCACCAAUACAUAAAAGACGACACAGAUAAACGAAUGCUGUUUGCUUCUAGCGUGUACACUCUGAUACAAGAUUGCCUGCCACUCGAAGAGUGCCAAGACCCGAAAUUAGCUAAAUUGGGCGAGCAGGCAAAAAAUAUACUCAAUAGAUGUUUUAUUGAAAAAAGCAUCCUCAAUUCAGAGCUUUUGAAGGCAAAGGAAAGGAUAACAAUAGACAAUAUAGCAAAUGUAAUAUCUGCGGUGGGUGUUUUGAGUGACAGUACAAAGAAAAAAAUACCAGAUAAAAUGGAGGCUAAGCAACAGAUUGAGCGUAUAAUAGAAAAAACCCCGGGCAAAAUCUUUAUAGAUUUUCUACUUAUUGACUAUGCAGCCCAGGGGUUGGAAAGUUAUAAACGGGCAGAUAGUAAGGAUAAUAUAAGUUUUAUUAAAUCCGGGUUUGAAAUCGCAAAUGAAUCAUCACCUGAUUCAGGCGGCAAUCUAAAAGGGCUGGUUUACAUUGGGCAUCUUUUAAAGAGGCAUGGCUAUAUAGAGGUGGUCUGUGCUCUGCUGGUCCGGGCGGCCUGCAUGGAUUUAGAUGGCAAGCGCAGUGUGGCGGCUAUUAUUAGAAACCUGCUUUGGUAUAGAAGCUUUAAUAUUGACGAAACACAAGAUUUCAGUCGGCAUCUUAUCGUUUUGAUAGAUCUUUUAGGAGAGUCUAAAAAAUAUUUUUAUUAUGACAAACUUCCUAGCGACUUUGCUAUACGGUUUAAUGAUAUUGAUAAAGAGAAGAUAGCUCAGUCGACUGCUAGCAUGUGUUCAUAUCUAUUAAAGAAGAAAUCUAUGAACCUUCUGAAUAGCUUCAUAAAGGCAUACCUUCAAAACUGGGCUCGGUUUGGCCUGCCUAUUAUUUCAGAGGUGUUUUUAAAGAUGCCUGGCCUAUUGGAUAAGAAAGAUUUGCUAUUUCUACUAACUGAAAAAGGAAUGAAUAUUAACUUUAUUACAAAAAUAGCAGAGGAUAUAGAAACAGAACAUGGAAAGCAGGAUAUAGAAAAAGAGUUUAUAAGACUGCGUAUAAAAAGAGACUCUACAAGGCAAAAUACCAAUAAUAGAAGACAUUCAUUAUUUGAUAUACCUAAAACCGCCAUUGAUAUGGUUAGAAGGGCGUCUGGCUAUGGCUCAGAUUUAAUAUCACAAAAAAAUACUAUUGCAAAUAUGCCCAUACGUAAAAAUGACUAUCAAUUGGUCGUGAAAAAGCUGCACCUGGUGGUUUUAAAAAUAGUUAUGCAAUGCAAGUUUCAUUUUAAUGAGAUCAAGGACGAAAUGGUAGGCCUAGUGUCAAGCUAUAGUGUUUUUAAAGAAAAUGACAUAGAGACAAUUAAAUGCAAUAGAAAUAAUAUUUUGCUUCUAAACGAAAUUAUACUGUUGAUUAAUGACGUGAAACAAAGCUUUGGCAAAUUAGAUGAUUAUGAAAUAUACCAGAAGCUUACAAAACUGGAUAAAAACUACACAGAUACGCUAAGGGCAAUACAAGUUACUAUCUUCAAACCCAAAAUAUCUAAAAUCGUGGGAAUGUGCGUUAGAUUAAUAGAUGAUAUCAAUACAAGAAAGCGCAGUGAAGAAGCCACUAAAGAAAAGGAAAGCAUUAAUACCGAGAAUAUUCAAGAAAUCAUCAAUAAAGAAGAUACUAAUGAAGGUGCUGAUAAUAAAGCCAAUGGUAAAUCAGCACAUAUACAAAAAGUAAGUGAUAUUGUAGAUGAUAUAAUAAAAGGGGAAGAAAAUUUGGUAGAGCCGUUAGAAGCACUGGAGAUAAUAUAUAAAGAAAUAAGAGAUACGAACGACAUUCAAAAAGCAAAGGACGCAUUGACAGGAAAUAAUAAUAAUAUGGAUAUUUUUGCAUGCAUAUGCAAACAUAUGUAUAACAAUACAGAAGAAAUAAAUGAUGUGGUAGAGAAAGACCAACAACCCAGCCAAAGCUUGGAUAUGGCAUAGUGUAGCCAGAACCCGCUGACCCAUUUAUAGCAUUAGAACGCUUUAUUUCAGGCUAUACAAAUAAGAUGUUUCUUAGUUAAAACUAAAAUUACACAAAAAUACAAGUCGGUAGUUUAAAUAUUUGGGUACGGGGACUUUUUUGAUUGAGAUAGGAGACUAAAUAUAGACAGGCCUAUCUAUAUACACUUCUUUC